UUGGAGAUGUUUGUAAAGCACUCGACACUGCCACAGGAGGAGAGGUGGCCAUCAAGAAAAUACAUGUUCAAGGACUGAAGAUGAAGGAACUAAAAGUCAAUGAACUCCUGGUCAUGAAGGUGAACAGGAAUCCCAACCUGGUCAACUGUUUAGACAGCUAUCUUGUGGGUGAGGAACUGUCCCUGGUUAUGGAGUACAUGGAUGGAGGCACUCUGAGCAAUGUCAUCAGCCAGACCUACCUGUCGGAAGAUGAGAUGGCAGCCAUCAGUAGGGAGUGCCUGCAAGGACUGCAAUUUCUUCAUUCAAACCACGUCAUCCACCAAGAUGUGAAGAGCAGAAACAUCCUUCUCAUAACUGACGGUUCUGUCAAGCUGGCUGACUUUGGCCUCUUUGCUCAGCUCAGCCCUGAGCAGGGCAGACGGAGCUCCGUGGCCAGCGCUGCUGGCUGGCUGGCGCCUGAAGUGGUGACAGGUCAACCAUGUGGCCCCAAAGUGGACAUAUGGUCUUUGGGAAUCGUGGGCAUCGAAAUGGUGGAACAAGAAGUUCCUUCCUGGAAUGCAACUCCUGUCUUGCCCCAACUCCUGAUAGCCACAGGAGGAAGACAAAAGCUGAAGCAGCCCAACCUAUUUUCAUCCUGCCUGCGUGACUUCCUGAGCUGCUGCCUGCAGAGAGACGAGGCACGGCGCUGGUCUGCCAAGGAGCUCCUGCAGCAUCCAUUUGUAACAUUUGCUGAGCCUGCGUCCAGCCUGGUGCCGCUGAUUGUUUCAGUGAAGAAGAGGAGGGAGACAAGAACGUGACAAUCACAUCAGGACCAUUUAUUCCUCAACCAGUUUAGAGUAGGAUUGUAGGUUAGGACUAGGAUUAGGAUUAGAAUUAGGAUUAGAUUUAGGAUUAGGAUUAGGAUUAGGAUUCGGGAUAGGAUUAGGGUUAGGGUUAGAGUAGGAUUGUCUAAUAGGACUGCAGAGUAGGAUUGGAAAUGAAUAAAGUUUCUGAAACCACACCUCACCUUGAAGAUUACCUUCCUUCUCACUCUGCAAAUAAGCUCAAAAAUUCCUUCUGAAUUGUCUGUUGUUUCUUAAAGGUGGAAAGUGACACAGUGUCUUUGGCAUGGUGUGAAAGUGGGGAAGGAUGUUCUUCAUUCAUCCUCUCCAGACCACACUGCCUUUGGAAUAUGGCCCACUGGUCUGUUUUUGGCCAGCUUUGGUACUUAUAGUUGAGGCAGAAAGGGCAAUGGCAUUUGAAAGCAAAACCAAAAGAAGAAUGAGGCAGCCCAAACACCCUGUGCAGAUGCAGGCCUUCAGCUGUGACUGGAGAGCAUUGGGGCUCCUGCCAAUUGGAUUUGGAUCCCUAAAUGCAAUAAUCUCUUUGGCUGGAGGAAAGCCUUGCUCAAGUGAGAAAGCAGA
Messenger RNA from Melospiza melodia melodia, 1403 nucleotides. Its product is annotated as serine/threonine-protein kinase PAK 3-like. The record is from RefSeq and is a predicted model, not a curated record. Bases 81 to 797 code for a protein of 238 amino acids. Gene Ontology annotation, cellular component: cytoplasm. Gene Ontology annotation, molecular function: ATP binding; protein serine/threonine kinase activity. Gene Ontology annotation, biological process: protein phosphorylation; regulation of actin cytoskeleton organization; intracellular signal transduction. The transcript has 7 exons. NCBI's taxonomy places the organism in Eukaryota, Metazoa, Chordata, Aves, Passeriformes, Passerellidae.